AUGCGCUGGCCUAACGUUCUGUCGGGCGUGCUCGCUCUGCUUCCCUUUUCAGUGGCACAAAGCUGUUGGCGUGACACCACUUGUUCCGGUCCGACCGACACUGCGUUUCCUGGCCCAUGGGAGGAGAACAUCUUCGCACCGUCUUCGCGAACUCUGAAUCCUGAGACGCUCUUUCUCAUCUCGCAGCCAAGCAAGACGGCAGAUUAUGCCCCGUUUGCGCUCCAUGGAAAUGGCUCUCUGGUGGUCUACGACUUUGGGAAAGAGGUUGGCGGCAUUGUCUCUGUGAAUUUCAGCUCCACAGGUAGCGGUGCACUGGGGGUGGCAUUCACCGAGGCGAAGAACUGGAUUGGCGAGUGGUCGGACUCGUCAAACGGCGGCUUCAAAGGCCCUGAUGGCGCUCUCUAUGGCAAUUUCACCGAGGCCGGAAGCCACUACUAUGUGAUGCCGGAUAAGUACUUGCGGGGUGGUUUUCGCUAUCUGACUCUUUUCCUGAUCACUAGCGGCAACGUCUCCGCUCACAUUGAGGAUGUGAGCUUGGAGAUUGGCUUCCAGCCAACCUGGUCCAACUUGAAGGCAUACCAAGGGUACUUUCACUCGGAUGACGACCUGCUGAACAAGAUCUGGUACACCGGUGCCUACACUCUGCAGACGAACGAAGUCCCGAUAGACACAGGGCGCCAGAUCCCAGCGGUUGCCGUAGGCUGGGCAAACAAUGCCACGCUGGGAUACGGCGAUACAAUCAUUGUUGACGGGGCUAAGCGUGAUCGUGCGGUGUGGCCAGGCGACAUGGGCAUCGCCGUCCCUUCGGCAUUUGUGAGUCUGGGGAACUUGGAAAGUGUCAAGAAUGCGCUGCAGAUUAUGUACGAUACACAGAAUAAUUCCACCGGCGCUUUCGACGAGUCCGGACCACCGCUGAGCCAGAAAGACUCGGACACAUACCACAUGUGGACAAUGGUCGGGACAUACAACUACAUGCUCUUCACCAACGACAGCGACUUCCUCGAGACGAACUGGGACGGGUACCAGAGAGCCAUGGACUAUAUCUACGGCAAGGUGACCUACCCCAGCGGCCUGCUGAACGUCACGGGCACGCGCGACUGGGCUCGAUGGCAGCAGGGAUACAACAACUCCGAGGCACAGAUGAUUCUAUACCACACCCUCAAAACCGGCGCCGAGCUCGCCACCUGGGUCGGAGAUUCCAGCGACCUAUCCGACACAUGGACCAGUCGGGCCGCGAAGCUGCGUGAAGCCAUCAACGAAUACUGUUGGGAUGAGGCAUACGGGGCUUUCAAAGACAACGCCACCGACACUACCCUCCACCCCCAAGACGCCAACAGCAUGGCCCUGCUAUUCGGAGUGGUCGACGACGACCGCGCCGCCAGCAUCUCCGAACGGUUGACCGACAACUGGACCCCGAUCGGGGCUGUAGCCCCCGAACUACCGGAGAACAUCUCCCCGUUCAUCUCGUCGUUCGAGAUCCAGGGCCACCUCACAGUGGGGCAACCAGAGCGCGCACUGGAGCUGAUCCGCCGCAGCUGGGGCUGGUACUACAACAACCCGAACGGCACGCAAAGCACCGUCAUCGAGGGAUACCUACAAAACGGCACGUUCGGGUACCGAUGGGAUAGAGGAUACUACGACGACACGGCGUAUGUGUCGCAUUCGCACGGGUGGUCGUCGGGGCCAACAUCCGCAUUGACAAACUACAUUGUGGGGAUCACCGUCACCUCCCCACUGGGAGCGACCUGGCGCAUCGCCCCGCAAUUUGUCGAUCUGCAGUCGGCGGAGGCUGGAUUUACGACGUCUCUCGGAACGUUCCAGGCGGGGUGGUCGCGGACAUCUUCAGGAUACACUCUGGACUUUACCGUCCCACAGGGGACUAAGGGAAACCUCACUCUGCCGUACAUCAGCGCCGCGAAACCGACUAUCCAGAUCGACGGGACGGAGAUCACGCGGGGAGUGCAAUAUGCCAACCAGACGGCGACGGUGGGAGUCAGCGGGGGAGGGACCUACAAGGUAGUGGUGAAUUAG
Aspergillus sclerotioniger CBS 115572 is the source of this 2031-nucleotide messenger RNA. Its product is annotated as putative alpha-L-rhamnosidase B. Gene Ontology annotation, biological process: carbohydrate metabolic process. The transcript is spliced from 3 exons. The coding region runs from base 1 to 2031 and encodes 676 amino acids. The record is from RefSeq and is a predicted model, not a curated record. NCBI's taxonomy places the organism in Eukaryota, Fungi, Ascomycota, Eurotiomycetes, Eurotiales, Aspergillaceae.